Malassezia globosa CBS 7966 is the source of this 1644-nucleotide messenger RNA. RefSeq lists its product as uncharacterized. Gene Ontology annotation, molecular function: protein binding. The coding region runs from base 1 to 1644 and encodes 547 amino acids. The record is from RefSeq and is a predicted model, not a curated record. NCBI's taxonomy places the organism in Eukaryota, Fungi, Basidiomycota, Malasseziomycetes, Malasseziales, Malasseziaceae. The transcript has a single exon.
AUGAUUAAACAGCUCUCUUCGUCCAACAAUGUGAAAGUACCGCUCGGUGUGAAGGAUGCAAAAGGUCGCGCUAAGAGUCGUGCGUACUUACAACAGUGUCUUCAGGAAAUCGCGUAUCUUACCAGCAAUGUCACACUUAAUCCUAUCGCGAAUCAGUCCGACACAACCGACGCGAAGGGCGAAGCUUCUCACCCAUCGCGGCCCCUUUUUCAUAUACCUGGUGCAGAGUCGUCAACUGAAAAUAAAAACAAUAGCAACAGCAACCAUCAAAUUCAGGACCUUCACACCAACAACUUCAACCAGCAAAAAGACACUCACGACUACAGGUAUUCUUACGAUGUCUCUCAAACACAUGGUGGCCAGUCUAGCACAAGCGCUGUGAAGUCUGCUAUUUCUUUGAACCCAUCAGUUGACAACUGCGCGCAAAAACUGCCAGAGUCGGUUCAAGAAUGCAAGCCGAAUUUAACGCCAACACUCGACCGAACUAUUGACUCCUCAACUGAAAAACUCGCAACUAUUCCUGACGUACAGCUAUGGAAUCCGCGGGGUACCAUCAUGGCCCACUUUGAUUCUGUGCGCUCUCUGGCGUAUGACUCAUUUGGUCAUGGUCUUUUCACAGCUUCUGACGACUGCACAAUCAAGUACUGGCAUCUCUUGUCGACCGAGUCAUCGGAAGGUGCCUCUGAUGAUCCUGUGGUCGAGCAGCUAACGACUAUGCGUGGUCAUGAAGCGCCCGUUACUUGCCUGGUAUGUUCAAGGAAACUCAAUGUUCUCUUUAGUGGUAGUCAAGAUACGACUAUUCGUCAAUGGAUCCUGCCAAAUGAUACACCGACAAAACAUUCAUCUGCACUUGAUGCAAUGGACCAGAUAAUAUUGCCUGGGAACUCGGGCAUCGUUUGGGAUUUGGCACUUUUUCCGAUGAACGCUCAAGAGGACUCGAUACUUGCUUCCGUUUCGGCGGAUGGUAUGAUUAGACUGUGGUCAACUGAUGCGAAAGCAUCGCCGCGCCUAUUCCUCAGCUGGGACUACUUUGGCACUCAACCCAGCAAAGAAGCUGAUGCUGAGCGCCAGUCUCUUACAUGUUUACCUGUGCCUAAGUCUGUGACGAAGUGCUCGGCUGACCUCAAAGUAUGCGUCGUGGCGUUCUCGAAUGGCAUCGUCAAGCUUUUCGAACUGGCAUCUGGUCGUGAAGUAAGGCGAUUCAAUCCGUCUCUUCCAACCUCUCAGGUCCGAGCUGUGGUGGGUCAUCCAACUCUACCUCUCGUUGCUGCAGCGUACGAAGACAAAUACAUCCAUCUGUAUGAUAUACAUACAGGCUCUUGCACUCUUUCUCUGCAAGCGCAUGAUCAAGGUGUCGCGUGCUUAGACAUUGAUCCUUCUGGUCUCACACUGGUAAGUGGCAGCCAUGAUGGCAAGGUUCGGUUCUGGGACUUGCUUAAGUCAAGUGAGUCUGGCUCAACCUCGGCGACUGCCUCUACUUCCAAUACCGCUGCUUCUAAUCAGGAGUAUACAGCAGUUUGUUUCCAAGAACUCUCCCCUCAUCAGAUGAAACAGAAUGAAGGCGUACUAAAUGUGACAUAUCAUCCUUCGAUGCCAUUUGUUGCAACCGCCGGAGCGGACGGCACUGUUCACAUGUACGGAUAA